GAUUGCGAAAUCGAAAUGUCUGUCGUCAUGUCGAGAGGGAAGGCUUAGGGCCUACACAAAAAGUAAACAGAAAACCACAACUUGGCCUAAACCACAUUUGACCGCCAUCGCAGUACAAGCACAGUCCUACGAAUGCUGAGUGUGAUUGCUUUUUCUCCCAAGACUUUCUUUGCCUUUGCUCGUGGUCAUUCAAAGAAAAGAUGACAACUUUAAAAGCAGCCGUUCUUUCCGCAGUCCUGGCCGCCUUUUGGUGGGAGACCACCGGGGCGCCGACCGCAGCCAGUGCCUCAAAGCCCCUUGUAUUGAUCGUGUCUUUCGACGGCUUCCGCUGGGAUUAUCUCACCAAAGUGGACACUCCAAACUUUGACGAACUUGUUGCUUCAGGGGUGAAAGCAAAAUAUAUCAAAGAUGUGUUUAUUACCAAGACGUUUCCAAAUCAUUUUACCUUGGUAACGGGACUAUAUGAAGAGUCCCACGGAGUGACUGGAAAUAGAAUGUUUGAUCCAGCUUUCAACCAGUCAUUUGAAAUGACAAGCACGGACCCCAAGUGGUGGAACGGAGGCGAGCCAGUUUGGAUCGCAAACCAAAAACAAGGAGGCAAAAGUUCCGUUGUGUUAUGGCCCAGCGGGAACGUCAACUUCAGUGGGAUUUUACCCGAUUUUUAUUUCCCAGUGUACAACGUUAGCAUUCCAUUCCGCAAACGCAUUGACGUGAUGGUGGACAACUUUGUGAACGACCAAGUGAAUUUUGGAGCUCUGUAUUUCCAUGAACCUGAUCAUUCUGGCCACCUGUUUGGGCCUGAUUCUCAAGAGAUUUUGCCCAUACUCAAGAUGUGUGAUGAGACGGCAGGUUAUCUUGUUCGUCGACUGAAAGAGAGCGGUUUGUAUGAUCGGAUCCAUGUCAUCAUAACUUCGGACCAUGGGAUGACAACGAUAAGUCCGGACAGAGUUCUUGUGGUCGAAAGCUUUGUGGACCCUAAUAUCCUACCGUAUUUCACCACCAAUAACAAUCCAAUCAUGAGUAUUUGGCCAGAAAAUGAUGAAGAUACUGAAGCGAUCUAUGAUGGAUUCCAUGGCAAGAGCCAACACAUGACAGCCUACCUGAAAGAAGACAUCCCUUCAAGGUAUCAUUACAGCGACAAUCGUCGCAUCUCACCCAUUCUGUUGGUUGCCAAAGAGGGCUGGCAGAUCAUGAGCAACAGAACAGGGUACAUAUCAACGCAUCUAGGGACACACGGCUACAACAACGACCUCAUGUCGAUGCACCCGUUUUUCAUCGCCCAUGGCCCCGCAUUCAAGAAGGGCUUUGUCGCUGAGCCUUUCAGCAGCACCAACGUCUAUACCCUCAUGUGUCAUCUUCUGGGCAUCAACCCCUCACCAAACAACGGCAGCUGGGAGAAUGUCCAAUCGCUGUUGGAGCCCAAGCCAACGCCCACUCCAAGUGGUGUCUCCACACAUGAAGCUGGUGGUGAUUUGCAUACUGGAGGGGGCGGGAGCAGCGGUGGAAGAGGGGGCAUAUCAAAGUUUACCAUAUUUGGUAAGUGAUUUUUCAUAUAUUCGUGUACUUGUAAAUCAACAACUUUAAAGCACAAGCAGUAGUCGCAUAUCGUUCUGAUGAUUGCAGAUUUACAAAGAAUAUGGAAUGAAAAUCAUCGACAUCACAAAUUAAUGAACAUUUGAUCGCAAAAUGAUUUAUUAGAGUAUUCUCAAGUACUAGUGAAAGAAUUUAUUUUAACCUUCCGGAAUUACCGGUAGCUAGCUCUUUUUCUCCAGGAAGAAAUGUAAAUCAUGCAUCUUCUUGAUACACUGUGGUGUACAUGUAGCUAUUUUUUUCUAGCUACCUGGAUGAUUUUUAUUUUUGAUACCAUAUCUCUGCCUCAACUUUGAGAGGAAAAACUUAGGCAUUGGGUCGGCAAUGAAAUUUCAUAUCGGUUAAGGCCAAAUUUUAUUACAUGAUAUGGAUCAACAACAUUUGGAGGACCAGCUCGAUUACCAAAGUUAAACAGUUUGUGUCGAACCCAGCCUACAGUGUUUGAUUCAAGCUAAAAUUGAUCAAUCACUUGCAGCUUUGGAAUAGGAAUUUGCAAUACUGUGUUUAUCUGUACAGGUUCAAUUCAUACCAUGUAUUAAAAAAAAAAAAAUUAUAUUCAAAAUCAAAUAAAUACUAAAUUCGACCUACAUUUUGAAAUUUGAUUUUUUUCAUGCCAUCUGUGUUUUUUUUACACUCGGCCUUGGGAUAAAUGAGGAAAUUGAAAAUCAUUCCAACUUUUGAUAUGUAAACAUGGUAAUUUUAAUACUAAUGUUCUCCUUUAUGCCAUGUAAUAAACAAUUGGUAGCCUACAUGUACACACUGAUUUUACAUGCAAGUAAAAACCUCCAAAAUGUACAAAUUACACUAUUAAUCUACAAACACAAAAUGAAUGGAGUUUUGGCCAAGUCUUAAAUGGUCAUUCAUUCUUCAUCUAGGCUUUCUUGCCUUUGUGCAUCCCACAUUUUGAGGAACUACACAUUCGUUUUAAAAAAAUUGAAGGCUUUUACUUCCCUCCAGCCAUUUACGUUGAAUUCCUUGUCUCGUCAGGGGAAGUGUGGGCUAUUGAGAUGAUAAUCUUAUGAGCUGUGGUUUCUGUGGAUGAAACCGAAUUAGAGUGCUGGGUGAAAGUAUAGUGUAGUUAAAACUAGAUUGUACAUGUUCCAGCAACUGUGAUACUGAGUGCAUGGACAGUAUAAUUUUGACAUAUAUCUUUUGUUGUUAAAUAGGAUAUUAGAGGGUACUGGUAGCAAUUUGGAAAUUUGUUCCAUGUGAAGAUGAGGUUGAAGCUAGACACUUUGCAAUUGAUGCAGGAGUUGUGAAAACAUUGCUUUUAAUACUGUUGAAGUUAUUUAUAUAUUUUAAUAGCUAAAUGUUGCCACAUGUAAAAGUAUUGUCUUAUCUUUAUCUCUAGAGAGACAAGAGUCACAAGAAAAAACUAAUUUUCCCUCAAGACUAAAAUAUGUAUAUACAGGUACAUGUACAUGUAGUUGCAAUUAAACAGAAUUUAAGAAAAAUAUUGUACACACAGGUGAACUAUGCAUCGUAUAGAGGGAUAAAGGGGCCGCAAUAGACAGGUCUGCAUAGUAACAUCAAGUAUGUAUAUGAUGAUUCAUUUUAGAUUUCAGUGUCAUGCACGUAUGCCUAGGUAUUAUUCAUCAAAACCCAUGAAAAUCUGAAUGAUUUCUAAUAAUUGCCAGAUCUAUAGAAAAAUGUGUUGUACAGUACUUGGUGAAUUGUCGUAAAAUCAAUAUCAAAAUUGAGAUUUUUAUAUUGAUGCUCCUGGUGCUAGGAAUUGAAUUACCCCCAAACAUUCCUGCAUGUACUGGUGUACAAAUGGGAAUUCCAUGAAUGGGGGGGGGGGCAUGAUAGGAAUCCAGUAUCCUGUUUAAAAUCUCUCACAACAUUUUGUUGAGUUUACAAAAGGUAUUGAGUUUUUGCUGCCUUGCUUUGCUCGCUCACAGCUAUUGGAACCCCUCCUUGUAUACAUGUAUUCUCUCCCCCCCCCUCAAAGUCUUGACUCAUUAUACAUGUAUGGUACACUGCCAAUGCGUAAACCUUAUAUCUCCAGCCCCUCGAAAUAUUGGGAAAAUGACGAUUUAUAGUAAGUACUUUAUAAUGCAAAGCAAACAAUCCGAUAUAUCUUUUUAAAUUCCUGGCUGGCUGAUCUAUUCUCUAAUGGCUAUUCAUGCUAUUGGGUUUUCUUAUCUAAAUUCUAGAAAAUUAUUGAAAUGAUACCAUUGAUUUUAAUUAUUUUUUUAAUGGUUAUACUACAUGUACCUACAUGUAACAUGGUUCAAAAAUUGUAUGCAGAACGUGAUAUGUUAAAAGCAAUCACCAUUAUCUCCACCUAGUUAAAUUAAUUGCCUGUUUCCAUGACAAUACUUCUAGUCUGCAGAGUCAGGCCCUAAAUGAUGAUUUUAUCAUUUAAUAC
This is a messenger RNA of Lytechinus pictus (painted urchin), 3961 nucleotides long. RefSeq names its product bis(5'-adenosyl)-triphosphatase enpp4-like. NCBI's taxonomy places the organism in Eukaryota, Metazoa, Echinodermata, Echinoidea, Temnopleuroida, Toxopneustidae. The record is from RefSeq and is a predicted model, not a curated record. The transcript is spliced from 3 exons. The coding region runs from base 201 to 1544 and encodes 447 amino acids.